Caenorhabditis auriculariae is the source of this 2545-nucleotide messenger RNA. NCBI's taxonomy places the organism in Eukaryota, Metazoa, Nematoda, Chromadorea, Rhabditida, Rhabditidae. The record is from the annotation of a GenBank genome assembly.
AUGAAUUUGGAGCUUGAGCAGCGUCUGUACAAAUGUGUCAAAUGUUUGAAGAAGGGCUCAAAGGUAAGAAUAUAUUGAAUAUAUACAGUUUUUAACUAAAAAUAACUUUUGCUAGGUUAAAAAAUCUCUGAAACGGAUGCUGGAUAUCGAUCUGCAAGUCACUUUCCACGAGUACAACAUCGAAGAAGCGGUUUCACCGUGAGUUUUUACGGACAGAUUGACUGGAAAAUGAAAAGAUUUCAGUUAUCUCAACGACGAGGAAUACGGGCCACUCGCAAGGAGAGUGCUUGAAAAAAUGACCGAGUACAAACCGCAGCCGUGAGUUUUUGAUCGAUUAUUUUCAAGCUUUAUUAACUAUUCAGCAUAACGAAGGAAGAAGUAAGGUACGACAGAGACAUGAGCCCGGAUACUUAUGAGCCGAUGCCGAAGUUCGACGAUUCGGACUACCCAUGGGAGCCAACAUUCGAGGUUAAUUCAAAUUACAAUUUUUGUCUAAAGUCUUAUAAAUUUUAUUUCCAGGAAAAGCCAAAAAUUAAGGAAGAAAUGGAAGAAGUCAAGCCGUUGGCCAAAAAGCACAAAAAGAGGUCGUCUUCACCUGCUCCGGCGGCGGUGAGAAUGAAAUAACUUUUGACAUGAGUAUCUUUCGGGGCAUCAAUUUCCGGCAAGAGAUUUCUUUUGAUUGAAUGGCCAAAUGCGCACUAGCCGUGAUUGAAAGCAAUCCUGCGCUUGUUGCAAACUGGAAAUUACAUAUGAUUAAUGUUUUAUCCAUUAUUACAAAAUUUAAAAAGUUCUAUAGAAACGUUUCAUUUCUCACGUAAUAUUGGGUACCUUUUUGCUUGUAAAAAAAGCUCAAUUUUUUUCAUUCUUUUUUUCAAAAAGGCUCUCAAAAAAAUAUAAAAUAUGAAAGCGGGUUUUUUUCAAACCGCUUUUCAAGAUGAAUCAUGAAUAGCUGACUUUUUUUUCAAUUAAGAUUCAAUUUUCCAGAAAAAAACGAUAUCUUCCGGAAUCCGGCCAUUGACAGAAGAGGAAUUCGCGAAGGCCUUCGGAGUGGACAGCAAGGACUGCCAAAGAAAACGGCCUCCUCCUAAGAAGAAGUCGACGUUCGAGGCGGAAACUCUGGCUUCGUUAAGAAGUGAUUCCGAAAAAUUGGCUAUGAAAGUCAAAGUUGUCCCGGUCAGUUUUCAAAGUAAAUUAUUUAUAUAACUCACAAUUUUCAGCCACGUGAGCCGGAAGAGCCAAAACGUCCCAGACUGCAAAGUGAGAUUGAAUUUCACUGUUUUCCGGAUAUCUAGUAGAAUUGAAGAAAAAUUAUUUAAUAAAAGCAAAAAGAAAAAAAUGAAACCCUUGAAAAUAUAAAAAAAGUUAAUAAGUUUUCGCUUUUGCAGUGGCCGACGAGGACAUGUUCAAGCCGCGAAAAGAGCGUCAAAAGGUGUUUGCUGGGCGGAGGAAGGUGCAGAACACCAUGCACUCCCUCAUUGAGCUCAGCCAAAAUGCCCUGAGCACCAAGUUGAACGGUGAGGAUCAUUCUUUCGAAUCAAAAAUAAUAAUGAGCAUUUCAGCGAUUGGACAUGUGGGCUUGUGUCCCUACUUUCUUAUUAAGCCCGUGCUCGAGAAAAUGACGGCCGAGCAAUUGGAAAACUUCCUCGAGUGCAAUCCAGUGAGUUUCAACAAAAGAAAAAAGAUCUACAUUAACUUUUCCAGGGCCUCGAAGAAGAGAGUGACGAGCUCUUCAAAACUUUUGUGGAACGGCAUCCUUUGGGCAACACGGUCUUGGAAGAUGGAAAACCUGUUCGCUCAUGGAAGCGCAAGUACACCAAGUAUGUUUUUUGAACAUUAGCUACAAUUUUCUUCACGAAAGAUUAUUUUCUUAUAAAAAGUUCUGCAGACUUUGCAAGCUGGCCGCAAUGCAGAAGAACAAGGAAGGAGCGAAGUUGCAGUUCCUCACCGACAAGUUCCUGGAGAAGAAGGCCAAAAACUCAGACGUCGGGCGGAAGACUGUAAGACAUACUUAGUUGAGAAAAUUGGAAGAGUUUUGUUUUUAGAUGAUUCUAGAAGCGGCUCUUACUCCUAGAGAUGUGCGCCGGCGACAGAUGAAGCACGGGACGGUGACGACGGGAGUGUCGACUCCAUCGGCCAAAGAUCUUUCCUUCGCCAGGAAAGCCGUCGCUAACGGUAAACAAUCCAUAUUUAUUUUCACCUAAGUUUAGUUCAGAAUGAAGAAAGUUUUCUACACAAAACAUUCAUCGAAUUCAUUGGAAAAAAAAACUUAACUUUUCAUAGAUAACAGGAUUUUUCGUAGCGAAGCUGAAGAACCAAAAAAUAUCCCGUUUGAGGCAAAUUUAAAAACCAAGUGUCAACUGAGAAGAGUGGUUCUCAAUCAAUUUCUUUUUCAGGCGAUAAAUCCAAGCUUUCGGCUCUGCCCAGCACCGUCGUCAACAGGAACUCGACUUUGGGAGGGCGCACGGGCGACAACAAGCCAAAGAAACCGACGACUGGUCCUUUGAUGAAAAAGACCAUGAAGAUGCUCAACAUGAAGCGUCGCUAA